Messenger RNA from Lontra canadensis (Northern American river otter), 997 nucleotides. Its product is annotated as regulated endocrine-specific protein 18-like. Gene Ontology annotation, cellular component: endoplasmic reticulum. Lineage: Eukaryota; Metazoa; Chordata; Mammalia; Carnivora; Mustelidae. The transcript is spliced from 5 exons. Bases 47 to 421 code for a protein of 124 amino acids. The record is from RefSeq and is a predicted model, not a curated record.
UUGGCCGCGGAGGUUCGCGCGCUAGAGCAGACGCUCGGGAGCAGCCAUGCAGCAGCCGGCGCGGCGGGCGCGGGGGGCCCGGGGACCUGUGGGGAUGCGUCUGAUUCUUUGCUUCCUGCUGUUGAGCAGCUGCCCGGGGGGCUGGCACGCCGUUAGUCCCCACGGCUGGCUCUUGGCCCGAAGACUCUGCUCUUACUUGGAAGUCUGUGCUGGGGGGGGACAGGGCCAAGUGGGAAUGCAGCUGGUCAGGUCCCGGCGAGAAGUCACCAGCCUGGCCUUCCCAUACUUCCGAAGUGUCCUCCAGCGGCUUGUGCCUCAAGGACUGUUCUGGAAGGAUGACAUCCCUCAAAAUGUGAAGACCCAGAAGAUGGAGUACAUGCCCAGGCUCCAUGCCUCAGAGACCUGCCUGAGAGAGGGGUAGACAGCCUUUUCCACCAAAACCACCAUGCCGAGGGACAAGUGCAAAGAGAAAUUCUGACUGUUUUUCCCUAAGGUGAGGGGCCCUCAGGAAUUUAGAAAUUCUUCAUUUGGAUCCCAUCUCUUUUCCUCUGGGCCUUUUCACCAUUUCCUCUUCACCUUUGACUCCUGCCUUCCUUCCCCUCAGAGCCCAGUGAUCAAGGUGAAUAAGGAACAAUGCUUGGACUAGGAAAUGGUUUCAGAGUUCCAGAACCAAGAGAUGAGCACCGCAGGUGAGGGCCUGGCCUUGUCUAGGAAGACUGAGCCUACCAAGGGCCUGUUUAUAGAGGGAGGCAGGGUAAAGGAGGGAAUAGACGUUGGUUGAUAAGGGAUGACAAGACUUCACUGAGGCUGAUGGAGAACCUUCUGGAAGAGAGGGCCUGGAGGAUGGAAAAGAACAGAGCUUUCUGUACAGAGCCAGCCCAAUCCUGGUUCUGGCGCUGCCCAGCUAUGACCUUGGACACCUUCCCUAGGCUCUUCAUGUCCCUUCUUCCACAUCUGUAAAAUGGGAAUGGUAAUAAAGGCGACCCCUUGGUGUUGC